AUGUCAUCCACGCAAUCCAACACAGCAUCGCUUUCUGCGAAUGAAGGCGAUCAUAUCGUUAAAAGGACAACAAGACGAUCACACCGAAAAUCGCGCGCUGGUUGUAAAAAUUGCAAGGCGCGCCGCAUCAAGUGCGACGAGAAAAAGCCAGGUUGUAGUAACUGUGAGUAUCGAAAAGUACGUUGUGACUUCAUCCAACCAGCGGCUUCUCCACCCGGGCAUCGUGAAGCAAGCGGCCUCAGUUCCAUUCCUAGAGAGCUGUCUAUUUCCGAGAUCGAGCUCGCGUACCACUAUACAACAUCAACCUGCUUCACCCUCUCAGCAUGGUCUACUGGAGGUGUCUUCCGGCAAAACCAAAUGGCUGAAAUCGGAUUCAAGAAUCCAUACGUUCUGCACUUGAUGCUUGCAUUCGCAGCAGUGCAUCUGGCACACUACCGUCCGCAUCGCAAGGAGGAAUACGCCGCGAUGGCAGACCAUCACUACGAGCGCGCUCUGGUUUUGGUUACACCACAGAUUGCAAACCUAAAUCCCGAGAACUCUGAUGCAAUAUUGCUUGCCGAACAAUUGAUAUGUUUUAUCAGCUGGGGUCGAGGUCCGCAACCUGGGGAAUACCUCGCCUUCGGACGAGACAAGAAAUCAGAUUGGUUGGUCAUGUUCCGCGGCAUUCGAGCAACCUUCUCAAACGUUCAAUUUCUGCAAUCUGACAGUAUACAUGCAUCUACAGCAAAUGGAAUAUUACCCUCGUUGCCCGCCCUAGACGUACCCGAGGAAUACGAGAAGCAGCUCGAUAGCGUGAUGGAGCUUGUGAGCGUUAUGUCAAAAGACACACCUGGUUACGAGGACGAUAUCAAGGCCGUCCGUAUCCUUCGAGAGAUGUACGACAACCGGUAUCGAAAUGGUGAGAGUGAGUACCAUGUAUCUUUUGGGUGGCUCUACCGUGUGACGGACGACUUUCUUGAGCGGCUGCAGGAGCGCGGCCCCAUCCCCAUGAUCAUCUAUGCACACUUCGUGGUCCUAGUCCGUAUUUUAGAACAGUUUUGGUACAUGCAAGGAUGGACACAUCACAUCAUGAGCGGGAUCUGGGACUUGCUGCCUAGAGAGCACAGAGCUUGGUUGGAGUGGCCCAUCAAGAGAAUAGGUUGGGUCAAACCAUGA
Molecule: messenger RNA, 1155 nt
Organism: Bipolaris maydis ATCC 48331
Lineage: Eukaryota; Fungi; Ascomycota; Dothideomycetes; Pleosporales; Pleosporaceae
Biological process (GO): regulation of transcription by RNA polymerase II
Molecular function (GO): zinc ion binding; DNA-binding transcription factor activity, RNA polymerase II-specific
Source: RefSeq, a predicted model, not a curated record